UUUUUUCCUUUGAGGGUUACUAUCAAGUAUUCACUUUAGGGGAUCAAAGUUUUAAGUGGCGCUGUGUAUAUAGAGGGAUAAGUUUCAUUAGGUUUUGCAGACACACAGAGAGAGGAGAGAGAGGGGGAAGAUUUAAGCGAGACGCACAGCACCGCUCAUCCUGUCUUCCAGUCCCUCUCUCUCUUCGCCUUUCUCUAUAUUUUGGCCUUUCGGCUCUUCGCUUCCACGGCCUAAACUCCAAAAUCUCUCUCUCUCUCUCUCUCUCUCUCUCUCUCUCUCUCUCAUCUUUGUUCGUUUCUUCUUCCCUUUUGCCCCUUCUUAUUCUUAUACUACUCUUCUGACAACUACGUACAAACCCUACUUGAAAAAGUUCUAGGGUUUUCUUUGUGCAUAAGCCCUAGGGUUUUAUUAUCAUCUCGCAUCAUGAGUAACAACAAGGAUCAGUUGAACAUGGCCGAUCUUAACGCCGCCCUUCCAGGCGCCGCUGCUGCCCUUAGCGCUGAGGAUAGAGCAAGUCUUGUUACUGCCCUAAAGGAUAAGCUUCAACAUCUGGCUGGACAACACUCUGAUGUUCUCGAGUCUCUAUCCCCAAAUGUCAGGAAGCGCGUUGAGGUUCUCAGAGGGUUUCAGAGUCAACAUGAUGAGCUGGAGGCCAAAUUUUUUGAGGAGAGGGCAGCACUUGAAGCAAAAUACCAGAAGCUGUAUGAACCACUGUACACCAAGCGAUAUGAAAUUGUGAAUGGUGUAGUUGAAGUUGAAGGAGUUACAACAAAUGAAUCUGAGACGGACCAAGGAGAAGAUAAAGCCCCAGAAGAGAAAGGGGUGCCUAAUUUUUGGCUUACUGCAAUGAAGACUAAUGAAGUCUUAGCUGAGGAGAUCUCAGAACGUGAUGAAGGGGCUCUCAAGCAUCUCAGAGAUAUCAAGUGGUAUAGGAUUGAUAAUCCUAAGGGUUUCAAGCUUGAAUUCUUCUUUGAGUCUAAUCCUUACUUCAAGAAUUCAGUUCUGACAAAAACGUACCACAUGAUUGACGAUGAUGAACCGAUUCUAGAGAAAGCAAUAGGGACGGAGAUUGAAUGGUGUCCUGGGAAAAGCUUGACACAGAAGGUCCUGAAAAAGAAGCCAAGAAAGGGAUCCAAGAAUGCCAAGCCCAUCACCAAAACUGAGGACUGUGAAAGUUUCUUCAACUUCUUCAAUCCUCCUCAGGUUCCCGAGGAUGAUGAUGAUAUUGAUGAAGAGACUGCUGAGCAACUUCAAAAUCAAAUGGAACAAGACUAUGACAUUGGGUCAACCAUUCGAGACAAAAUUAUACCCCAUGCUGUGUCAUGGUUUACAGGGGAGGCAGUUCAAGGGGAUGGAUUUGAAGAUAUAGAAGGAGACGACGAUGAAGAAGACGAUGAGGAUGCUGAAGAAGAUGAGGACGAUGAGGAUGAUGAGGACGAUGAAGAUGAGGAUGAUGAUGAUGAAGAUGAAGAGGAAAGCAAGACCAAGAAGAAGUCAUCAACGGGACCCAAGAAGAGUGGGAGAGCCCAAGCUGGGGAAGGGGGUCCACAGGGUGAGAGGGUGGAGUGUAAGCAGCAGUAAUGUUGAGAGCCGACACAAGCAUAGCAUACGUAGACUGCACGACUUAUUUGUGUAAGUGGGUCUGUGGAUUUGAGAGUACGAGAGCGGGGUGAAGAGAACUUUUUUGGUUACUUUUUUCUUCUUUGUUAGCAAUAUUAUAGUGAUUAUAAUUUUUUAGGCUUUUUUCCCUUUCCUUUUUUUCCCUGUGGUGUUGGGUUGGGGGCGGGGUGGUGGGGUAGGGGAGGGAUGUGAUCAGGUAGUAAGAGGUGCCUUGCAAUUUGUUGAUGCGUUUUGGGUUUCCGUGCCCAGUGCUGUGAACUUCUUAAGAACCUUUUUGUUUAAUAUAUAUGUGUUUUGUUCCAUGGUG
This is a messenger RNA of Macadamia integrifolia, 1927 nucleotides long. RefSeq names its product nucleosome assembly protein 1;4. Gene Ontology annotation, molecular function: chromatin binding; histone binding. Bases 424 to 1581 code for a protein of 385 amino acids. The transcript is spliced from 12 exons. The record is from RefSeq and is a predicted model, not a curated record. NCBI's taxonomy places the organism in Eukaryota, Viridiplantae, Streptophyta, Magnoliopsida, Proteales, Proteaceae. Gene Ontology annotation, biological process: nucleosome assembly. Gene Ontology annotation, cellular component: nucleus; chromatin.